Messenger RNA from Anopheles funestus (African malaria mosquito), 1888 nucleotides. RefSeq names its product beta-1,3-galactosyltransferase 5. Lineage: Eukaryota; Metazoa; Arthropoda; Insecta; Diptera; Culicidae. The transcript has 2 exons. Gene Ontology annotation, cellular component: membrane. The record is from RefSeq and is a predicted model, not a curated record. Bases 203 to 1375 code for a protein of 390 amino acids. Gene Ontology annotation, molecular function: hexosyltransferase activity.
UCGCAAUCGGUUACCACUCGCCAAAGUGCCAUCAGAAAAGUGUUAAUUAACAAUGAUUUUAACGUAAUCUAAUGUGGAAGCCAUUCGUUCCAGUGCCACACUGUUAGACAACGCUCCCUAAAGGGUGGCUUUCUGUUCGCCAGUCGCCGUCGUGUAUGGAUCUCGGUGUGGAUUGUGCGCUUUCCACUUGUUGCAUUACGCGAUGAGGAAGUUUCAACGGUUUCUCAUUUCCGUGGUUGCCUUUGGUGUGCUUUACGGCGUUUAUCGUUACUCGUUCCGUACCGAUAGUGAAGGGAACUAUCUGUUUUUGCUGCCAGGCGAAAGCGGAAGGUCACCGAGCGUCGUGCAACAGGCGAUAGCGAAUGGUGAACGGGAGAAGACGGUUGAUCCAUCCCGGUUGGCAAACCUUACCGGAUUUGAGUAUGUGAUCGCCAACGACAUUUGCAAGGAGAAUAAUACUUUUUCCGAGUUACUGGGCGUUAUACUAAUAACAUCGUACGUGGGACACGAUGAGAUUCGUUCCGCACACCGACAAGCCAUUUCCCAGCAGAAACUUCUCUCCAUGGGAUUGUUACGAGUAUUUUCACUAGCUGUAAUUCCCCCGACCGAACAGUUCAUUCGGCAGGUCGCCAUCGAAGCCGAACAACGACUUCACGGGGAUCUGAUUCAGGGCAACUUUGUUGAAGCUUAUCGCAAUCUUACCUACAAGCACCUGAUGAGCUUGCAGUGGGCAACGCAACAUUGUCGCGGUGCCAAAUACCUGCUCAAGAUGGACGAUGACAUCGUGUUCGAUCCGUUCUACAUCCAGAACUAUCUGUCCGACCUGAACCAGGGCGACGAGCAGCAAACCCAGCUACUGGCGGGAUACGUGUUUCGCAGCAAGAAAGUGAUCCGUCUGCAGGCGAACAAAUGGUACGUGUCACGUGACGAGUUCCCAGCUGAGGUAUACCCACCGUACCUAUCCGGAUGGUUAUACAUUACGAAUCAAAAAACAGCCCGAGCGUUGGUAGCCGAAUCGCAAGCCGGCAGCUUCUUCUGGAUCGAUGAUACGUUCAUUACCGGUGUGCUGGCCCAACGGUUGCAAAUACCGCUGACCGCACUGAACCGAUGGUUUAGUUCGAAUUCCGAGUUUCUCGACUGCUGCAUAAGGGACAUGAAACGGUACGCGUACCAGUGCGACUACUACGUCGGUCCAAACGGUGGCAACGGGAAGCUAAUAAUGGAGUUCAUUCAGGAGCUGGAACGAUGCUACGACAAUGCCUGCUAUCAACGACCGCCGGGUAAAUCGCUUACCGCGACAUGCGUUGCAGAGUACAAGCAGCAGCUAAGCCCCAACCACGGAACAGCCAUGAUUAGUCAGAUGAAACUUAAAUAGUUAGAAAAAAAAAAUCUUACCAAGGAUAACGACAAAAGUUACCAAUCGAAAACAUUCAACCCCCCCCCCCCCCCCCAAACAGUAUGUGCCAACGAAAGCAACGAAACCCUAACGAAUUGCAAAUGAUUCCCUUACCAUUGCCAUUUAGGAAACCUUUUUACACACGCGUCCGUCCUUAACUGUGCACGAAUACUUAACGACACGAAUACUGCCAUUAUUAUAUUUAUAACACCUUUAACCACUUAGCGAAAUGUUCGUGAAUAGUAUUUAGUAGCGCAAAUGUUAGUAUUUAAUAGUAGAAAGAGCGAUUAUUUUUACCCUCAUCAUUCCAUCACGAACCGUUUUGAGACCGAAUAGAACCGAUCUGUGAUACCCGAUUGCACACGAUGCCGGAUGAAUCUCCACACAACGCACGAAAACCGACGAUGUACAUUCCUCUCCGACGUGUUUAUUACGUGGUUUCAAGUAUUAGUUCCAAUUACUAAAUAAAUUGGUUUUCAUAUUAACUGCAAA